AUGAGAAGCAAAUUAUCUUCAUUUGAGUUGUUUCUUUAUUUUAGUUUUUGGAUCGCAGCAAAUAUAUUGUGUUUAUUUAAGUUGUUUGAGGCACAAUCCAAUUAUUAUCAAAACAACUACAGCGAAUUAUAUUCUUUGGGUGAACUUAAACCAGGGUGGCGGUUUAUAUCAAGAUUUCAAGAUGUUUCAGAUAUUGAAUGGAUCAGUUGGAAAUUCUUUAUACAAACUGCUUGGCUUUUCUUAUUGUUUCAAUUUUUUGUAUCAGAAGUAAUAAGAUAUACUUAUAUGCCACUUAUAAAAUUUUGGUAUAUUGUAUCAAGCAUAUCCUUUAUUAUUUUGUUUAUGGGAUAUAGACAGUUGGUCAUUAUACUUGCUCAACCUAUGUUAUUUGCAACUAUAAUAUAUUUUGGUGGUGGUAAAAUCUGUGUUUGGACAGCCAGUAUUUUACUUCUCAUUAGCUACAACUCCUUGAAGUAUAAAUAUUUCUUUUGGUAUUAUUUAGACCGUGACGAUUUACAAGAUGAAGAGGUUUAUCUAGUUCUUUUUACCAUUGCAUGGAUAAAAUUGCGAUGUGUAAGUUUUCUCAUGGAUUACUUAAAUCGCAAAGAACAAAUUGGUACAGAUGUAGUUAAAGCUAACUUUUCUUUCUCUCAAUUAAUAUUGAAUAUGUUUAGUUAUGUUUUAUAUACUCCAUUAUUGUACAUUGGACCAAUAAUUCUUUAUGAAGAUUUUGAAAGGAGUUUCAGUUCCCACAAUGGGAAAUUCAGAUUUAAAUUUCAAAGAUUUCUGUGGGAUAUGUUUCUUUAUGCAACUUAUACAUUUCUUCUAGAUUGUUCCUUUCAUUAUGUUUAUUUUCUAGCUAUGCAGAGUGAUAUUGAGGCAAUAAGGAAAUUACCUACAAUAGCUUUAUGUGGGGGAGGAUUGUGGAUGGGUUUGGAAUUUCACCUUAAAUAUUUAAUUUCAUAUGGCACCACAACUGCAUUUGCAAGACUGGAUAAUUUAGAUCCUCCACCUACACCCAGAUGCAUAGUUCGUGUGCAUGUUUAUUCGCAGAUGUGGAGAUAUUUUGAUGUUGGACUUUAUAAGUUUUUAGUAAAAUAUAUUUAUAUACCAGCUUUGGAGGUGAUGACAACACAUUUCAAACUGAAAAGUAUCAUAAACAAACUAUGUGCAUCUUUUCUCACUUUUGUAUUUAUAUUCAUGUGGCAUGGAACUAUAUGGAAUAUUUUUGUUUGGUCAGUUCUGAAUUAUUUGGGUAUUGCUUUAGAGCAGUUUGGUAAAGUUAUUUACCAUAGUAAUUAUUACCAGAUAUUAAAAACUGGCAUUUUGAAAAGUGAUGAGAUGGAAACUCGAUUUAUAGCACUUUUAUGCACACCUUUAUUAGCACUUUCUGCAAUAUCAAACUUUUAUCUCUUUGGGGGAAGCAGCGUAGUAUCUUUAGCUUUACAAGAUGUUCCAUCAAGGACUGAUAGAAAGAGAUACUAUAAGGAAUGCCAUAAAGCUAAUUAACAUACUUUAUUGUAACAUGAAACUGAAUCGAUUUUAUUAAAUGAUGUAAAAUUGGUUAUCUGCCUCAUUUGUCCAUAAUGGCAAGGAUACUUCAUAUGGGUCUGGUUUUUAAUAUCGAGUCACGGAAUCGACUGUCGCUGAAUAGAAAACGUUUCAUCAACGGGUUAAUUACUGAAUCGACAGUGCCCCAAAUCGAUGGUACGCUACAUCGACAAUACACUUAAUCGAUACACUACAUCAACAGUACACUACAUCGAC
Chilo suppressalis (striped riceborer) is the source of this 1767-nucleotide messenger RNA. The record is from the annotation of a GenBank genome assembly. NCBI's taxonomy places the organism in Eukaryota, Metazoa, Arthropoda, Insecta, Lepidoptera, Crambidae.